AUGUGGGCUUACACACGAGUUCUCAAUGUCAGUUGUGCCUUUCAGCUUUUGGAUGCCGAAGCCGUCGCCCGAUUGUGGGGACAACGAAAGGCGAAGCCACAUAUGAAUUACGACAAGUUGUCUAGGGCACUUCGAUACUACUACGACAAAAAUAUCAUCAAAAAGGUGAUCGGUCAAAAAUUUGUGUACCGUUUCGUCGAAGCGAAUAUCACCGAACCAGUCGCGUAUAACAUGAGUUUAUGUCGAGCGAUGAGCAAUACGAGCGUGACGGCCAAACCCCGACGCUCUCAUCCUGCUCCAGUUCCUGCUCCUCCUCCGCCGCCGCCGGCGCGCCUCUCUCGACGGCGACAACGACAACGCGACCAACAAGCAUUGUUAGGAAGAGCCAAUGUAGGCCGGAUCAUGAUACGUCAUCAAUGCCUAUUCUGA
Molecule: messenger RNA, 429 nt
Organism: Ostertagia ostertagi
Lineage: Eukaryota; Metazoa; Nematoda; Chromadorea; Rhabditida; Trichostrongylidae
Source: the annotation of a GenBank genome assembly